Molecule: messenger RNA, 2535 nt
Organism: Aspergillus niger
Lineage: Eukaryota; Fungi; Ascomycota; Eurotiomycetes; Eurotiales; Aspergillaceae
Exons: 16
Coding region: 1-2535 (844 amino acids)
Molecular function (GO): nucleic acid binding
Source: RefSeq, a predicted model, not a curated record
AUGGCCAUUCAUCCGAAUUUCCCAUCUGAAGUGAACCCGAGAGGAUCCCUCUCACCACAGCAGGCUCGCGCUAUCUCCGUCUGGACUGAACAGGCAGCUGCAUCCUUGGAGAGUCUGACUCUCUCCGAGUCAGUGCCGGUCGCCGAUUCCAAUGUGGCCUUUGCCCAGUCCACUCCUACGCGCGCAGGCGUUCGCGGCACCACAGUCUCGUUAUCAAUUCCCUUAGAUGACCCAGUCCCGACAGCGGGAAGCCCUUCCGCGCCUAAGGUCAAGGUCUUAGGCCAGCCAACCAAGGAGACUCAGGUGGCGUCGGUGACCUUUCGGCGCCGCGAGCCGAUUCGCCGUGAUAGUCUCAAGAGGCGCGAAGCCUUGUUGAAGGGAAAGGAUGGUAGUCGUCGCAGGCAGCGUUGGGAGAAUGAUCGUCUUCUGAACAAUCCGUGGGCCGAGCCGCCAUCCUCAAAGGAUUGGGAUAUCCAAGCCACUCACACUCGUCACGACCCUUUGCCUUACUACCUUGCACCUCUCUGGGACAAUCACUAUGCGCAUCUGGACCAUAGGUCAUCCCAGCAGAUGGAGACACGGACCGAGAAGCAUCGUGUUCCUAAGGAGCUGCGACAGAGACUAAAGCAUGCACGUGCAGCACGCGGUAUACUUCAAGAUAUCGAAGAGGACAUCAGACAAUUCAUCCAGCGAUGGAACGAGAAGCAAAGUUUACUGAAGCAGGAGGGUCUGGCAGAUGCCCCGCAAUCAUCCGACAGUGAAUCUGAAGAUGAGAUCGUGUUUGUGGGUCGAAACGGCCUGAUGCACGACUCGCCUCAGAGAAGAGCAAGACUCCAAAAGAUGCGUGAGGCAAUGAGUGCUCAUCAUGAGCAUGAUGGGCAGAAGAUGGUGUUUGAGAGCCUGGUUGACGACCGGGCAGCUGGAUUCGGUCGCUGGCUCGUCCAUUCCAUCGCGUCGUAUUAUGGCCUGCACACUUGGUCUGUCACCGUCGGGGAACCUGCCCGCCGCGAGGCUUACGUUGGCUUCUAUCCGCCAGCCCCAAGCAGUCGAGCAGGACCCAUAUCCCCACCGGCCGGAUCGAAGGCUUGCCGUCAGGAAGCGAUGAUACAGCCCGGCGACGAACUGCCUCAACCGCUCUGGACGCAGGAUCAUAUACAAGGUAGGAUAGACCAAGACCUACAAUUGAUUUGGGCACAUAGGGAAGUUCAUAUAUCAUAUAUAUAUAUAUGCCGUAGCGAGCAAUUGGUACACUUAGUAGCUCAGUUGCUAGCUGCUAAUGAGGAUACAAGUGCACUCAAACGGUUAGCAUUGGGCAUUACUAACUUAUGCAACCACCUAUCCCCCUUCCAAGCUCACCUACUUACUAUGUGGCAGGCAUGUAAUGUUGGUGAUGUUAAUGAUGUCUCUGGGUGUGACUGUGACGUAGUGGUCGGUCCGAUAGUUCCGGGUCUAGAUGGUCUAAAUGACGCUACUAUGCACCAGGCUGUCACUGAGAGAAGAAUAUGUCUCGUACUUCUGAUGUUGGUUCUGCAACAGCAGAUCACUCCAAACCUCGGGUGCAUGUAUGGUGCAAGGGACUGGGUAUCAUCUCCGACUAGUGUCCAUUUAAGCGACUGUGGAAUGUCGAACCAUCUCCGAUUUUUCCCAUGGAGAAGGGUGAGAGAAGAAACUCCAUCAGCAUCCAUAGACAAGCGAGGCAAGGGCACUGACCGCGCCCCACUUGGGAGGCCCCAUCGUUGUGGGGGUCGUCAAGGAGAGAAACCGGAAAUAGGGUUCGUGUUUGAGUUUUUGGGUGGGAAAAAGACAACACAGAAGCCCCCCGAGCCCGGAAUCCAUCUCCCCACGUCUUCGCCUCCAAAAGCCGCCUCUUCUCACAUGGAAAUCCCCGGUGAUCUAGAUGUGGCGAGACUGAUCGGAUUGCCUGAAGGGGGAGACACAAGAGAGAGGCAGAGCAUGGGCGAUUAUUCAUUCGGUCCGAUCCGAAGAGGCGACCCCAGCCGGUUCCAUGGCAUCGAUCUGAUAGAUGUUGUGGACUUGACCAUUGGUAUUUUCCAGGCUUUUUACCUUUGUUUUUCUUUUCUCCUUGUCUCCGGUGACAAAGUUGUCGGCCAUUCUCCAUUCAGCGUUCGGUCAGCAAUGAAUAUUUUCCAAUCCACACCGCGUGCGAAGCACCAACACCAGUCGGGAAAUGUCCACAUCUGGGAGUCUCGGAGAAUAUCCUGGACGCACUGGAGAAAAAGGCAAAAGACCUACCGAGAAAUGCCCUUGCAAGGAAAAGAUGCGCAUGGAUUGUCUUCGCAGUUGAAGUCUCUUGGUAGUAGCACUACCGUCAGCCAAGGUCCCAAGGGCAAGGCUGUAGGCAGAAUCCUUGCUGAUCAUUCAGCCAGACUUACCUGGAAGAAUUGUGUAUCGUUUGGAUCUGCUGAUUCCGGGGGACAACGAGGAUAUUGCCAGCAUCACCAGCACAGCAUCAUCCGCACUGUUAGCGUGGGCGAGGAAGAAGUAAAGCAAUCUGAAACUUUCUCCCGUAGAUAA